GACAUCAUCAAAGGUCCUCUAGCCACUAGGAUGUAAUAUCUGCAGAUAAGUGUCCAUUGUUCCUGAAGUAUACAUGGUAACUGUAAGUCUCCUUCACAAAAAAUGAGCCUUUUCCUUAAUGGCCCACAAAAGAUGAACAAGGACAGAAAACAUAUGGCUGAGAGAAUAUUAAACCUCACACUGGAGCUCAUCUACCUGCUGACUGGAGAGGGUUACACACUAGUGAAGAUGACAGAUGAGGAUGAUGUAUGGAGCAGGACCCAGAAGCCCAUCACAGUGUCUCCAUUAUACUUGCUGAAGAAUGAGAGCAGCAAUGACCAGAAGAUCUUAGAAAUUACCAAUGAAAUCACUGAGCUGCUGACUGGAGAGGUUGCGAUAAGAUAUCAGGAUGUCACAGUCUUUUUUUCCAUGGAGGAGUGGGAUUAUUUAGAAGGACACAAGGAUCUGUACAAGGACAUCAUGAUGGAGAACCACCAGCCCUUCACAUCACUGAAGGGAUCCAGUAUGAAGAACAUACUUGAGGGAUUCUCCCCAGUAAGUACACAGAAUUGUCCAGAGGAAAACUGCAAUGAUGACCUAGAGGAUUAUCAGACAGACUAUAUGACUGAUGUCAAAGAUGAAGUUAUGACAAGUGAAGAUGAGAUAUAUGAAGUAGUUAUCCAGCAAAGUAAAGAGGAAGAAAUUCUUACAGAUUUCAACAUUGCAGAUGACUACACCAAAAACCUGUCAGGAGAUCUACUUUUUGCUCCAGAUUACACAGUAGAAUAUAAUGAUACUUAUGAAGAAUACGCCAUCACCUCACAUAUACCUUCAGCCUUUCAGCCUAAUCCCACUGAUUACCUGGAAUCUUCAUUUGAUAAGUCACAGAAUGAUCCACAAAUUAUAGGUCACAGAGGAGGUAGAAUAUUUACUUGUUCUGAAUGUGGGAAAAAUUUUAAGACCAUAAUAAAUUUUUCUGCACACAAGAGAAUUCACAGAAAUGAGAAGCCAUUUUCAUGUUCAGAAUGUGGGAAAUGUUUUAACCAUAAAUCAGAUCUUGUAAGACAUCAAAGAAUUCACACGGGGGUGAAGCCAUUUUUAUGUUCAGAAUGUGGGAGAUGUUUUACUGUAAGAUCACAUCUUGUUGACCAUCAGAAAAUUCAUACAGGGGUGAAGCCAUAUACAUGUUCAGAAUGCGGAAAAUGUUUUACCAGGAAAUCACAUGUUGUUAGACAUCAGAAAACCCACACAGGGGAGAAGCCAUUUUCAUGUCCAGAAUGUGGCAAAGGUUUCAGUAUAAAAUCACAUCUUGUUGGACACCAGAGAACUCACACAGGGGAGAAGCCGUUUCCAUGCCCAGAAUGUGGGAAAUGUUUUACUUUAAACGCACAGCUAGCUGGACAUCGGAGAACUCACACAGAGGAAAAGCCAUAUUCAUGUCCAGAUUGUGAAAAAUGUUUUGCUCAGAAAUCAGCUCUUGUUAAACAUCAAAAACUUCAUAGUGCUGAAACGGUUAGUAUAUUUAGAUUGUAGGAUUUACUUUUAUACAAUUUUUUUUAAAGAAGAAAAUCUAAAGAAAGAACCCCAACAAUUCCACCCUCAUCAAUAAACACUGUGAAUAAUAUAUAAAGAGUUCUUCUAUAAAUUUCCCAGGAGAUCAGCAAAUGUAUCCACUUUUCUCACUGGCAUCAGAUCAGACGCGAGUCAUAACUGUGAGGCAACAGGUUACAUCAGUUCUCCCCCAUUGA
Molecule: messenger RNA, 1727 nt
Organism: Bufo bufo (common toad)
Lineage: Eukaryota; Metazoa; Chordata; Amphibia; Anura; Bufonidae
Product: oocyte zinc finger protein XlCOF8.4-like
Exons: 7
Coding region: 103-1512 (469 amino acids)
Biological process (GO): regulation of transcription by RNA polymerase II
Molecular function (GO): RNA polymerase II cis-regulatory region sequence-specific DNA binding; DNA-binding transcription factor activity, RNA polymerase II-specific
Source: RefSeq, a predicted model, not a curated record